Molecule: messenger RNA, 3066 nt
Organism: Zingiber officinale
Lineage: Eukaryota; Viridiplantae; Streptophyta; Magnoliopsida; Zingiberales; Zingiberaceae
Product: probable LRR receptor-like serine/threonine-protein kinase At1g05700
Exons: 13
Coding region: 1-2808 (935 amino acids)
Biological process (GO): protein phosphorylation
Molecular function (GO): ATP binding; protein binding; protein kinase activity
Source: RefSeq, a predicted model, not a curated record
AUGGUGUAUAAAACGCGCAUCAAUGUGAAGAGGCUCUGCUUCGCCAUGGCGAUUGCAAACCGGAAGAAGAAAAUGGAUUCCAGAUUUCUGUGGUCGUUCCUCCUCGCCUUCGCCAUGGCCUCCGCCGGAGUUCGCUCUCGAUCCACCGACGCCCUCGGCUUCCUCUCCAUCGACUGCGGCAUCGAGUCUGGUUCUUCCUACGUCGACCCCCUCGCCAACAUCUCCUACGUCUCCGACGCCGGUUUCAUCGACACAGGCGUCAACCGCAACAUCUCCGUCGCCUACGUGGGUUUGUACCCGCGUUUCCACACCCUCCGCGCCUUCCCCAACGGCACCCGCAACUGCUACACCAUCCGGUCACCGACAGUGGCCCGGGGGUCCAAGUACCUCCUCCGGGCGUGGUUCGUCUACGGCAAUUACGACGGGCUCAGCGGUCAGCCGCAGUCCUUCGAACUCCACCUCGGCGUCAACUAUUGGGACAGGGUGAACGUGACCACUGCGGAAUCAUCCUACUGGACGGAGACCAUCACGGUGGCCACCGCCAGGUACUUGUCGGUGUGCCUGGUGAACACCGGAAAGGGGACGCCGUUCAUCUCCGGAAUCGACUUGCGUCCGCUGAAGGACGAUCGCUAUCCGGCGGCGAACGAGUGGAGGAGUUUGGUGCUGUCCGCCCGGUUGAACUUUGGAGCAGAAUCUGCCUACAUCAGGUAUCCAGACGACCCGAUCGAUCGGGUGUGGACGCCAUGGAACUCAUCGGAGUGGAACUGGAACGACGUCUCCACCGACUCCACCGUCGAAAACUUGUCCGAGGACUUGUUCGAAGUUCCAUCCGUCGGCAUGCAGACCGCCGUCACCCCCAUCAACUCCUCCAGCCUCGUCCUCGCAUGGGAUCCCUCCCCCGGCCACUUCAACCAGUUCUUCCCCAUCCUCCACAUAUCCGAGAUUUUUGAUCUCACCGGCACCAAUCAAUCGCGGCAGUUCAACAUCUGCGUGAAUGGAUUCCUGGCUUAUAUAAUGACCCCCCCUUACCUCUACUCGGACGCCGUCUACAGCCUCGUGCCCCUCCCUUCGUUCCCCACCUAUAACAUCUCCCUCGAGGCUCUCAGCAACUCCACUCUCCCGCCGAUCCUCAAUGCCUUCGAGCUAUACAUGACCAUGAGCAACACCUCCGUGCCCUCGGAUGUUGGAGAUGUUGAUGCCAUGACAGCGAUCAAGGAGCGAUAUCGGAUCCAGAGGAAUUGGAUGGGAGAUCCAUGUUCCCCUAGUGCUCUUGUUUGGGAUGGACUAAAUUGUACUUAUAGCUUGUCAAAUUCUUCAAGAGUCACUGCUUUGAACUUGUCAUCAAGUGGCCUGAUUGGGGAAAUAACCAAAUAUGUUGCUAAUCUUAGUGCACUUCAAUACUUGGACUUGGCUUACAACAAUUUAACAGGGCCAAUACCUGGUGUUCUAGCAAACUUAAGCUCUCUCAAACUACUUGAUUUGACAGGUAACCAGUUAAAUGGAUCAGUUCCUAAAAGCCUCCUUGAAAUGGCACAAAAUGGAUUACUUACCUUAAGACUAGAUGGGAAUCCACAUCUUUGUAACAAUGGUACAUUGUGCAAUGUGAUGCCUGCACCAAAAAGGAAGAAAACAUUAACAUCAACAAUCGUGAUUCUUUGUAUAGUUCCCGUGUUAAUACUUCUUCUGCUGAUAGCAAUAGUUUGGAGAGUGAGGAAAACACAAGGAUUGAGAAGAGGCAACUCAGUGGAUCCACAUAAUGGUUUCCCAAAGCAAACAGAUAAUGCAUUACAGUUUGAAAAUCGCCAAUUCACAUACACAGAAUUACAGAACAUCACUCAUAACUUUCAAAAGAUUCUAGGCAAAGGAGGAUUUGGAUCUGUUUUCCAUGGACAUUUGGAAGACGGUACUCAAGUUGCAGUCAAAAUGCUAUCGCAUUCAUCAUCACAAGGAACUAAAGAGUUUCUUGCUGAGGCCCAACACUUGACUAGGGUUCACCAUCGGAAUUUAGUUUCUCUGGUCGGCUACUGCAAUGAAGUAAAUCAUUUGGGGCUUGUCUAUGAGUUUAUGUCUCAAGGAACACUACAAGAUCAUCUGCGAGGUAGGGCAAACAAUGCUAGGGCUUUAAGCUGGAGACAACGUCUUCAUAUGGCAAUUGACGCUGCACUAGGGCUAGAGUAUUUGCAAAAAGGAUGCAAACCACCAUUGGUUCAUAGAGAUGUGAAGUCAGGAAAUAUCCUUUUGAGUGAAACUCUGGAAGCUAAGAUAGCUGAUUUUGGGCUUUCGAAAGCUUUUCUAAGUGAGGCGAGCAGUCAUACAUCCACUGUAGUGGUGGGAACUCCUGGAUACCUUGAUCCUGAGUAUUACAAUACCUUCCAACUCAAUGAGAAAAGUGAUGUGUACAGCUAUGGAGUAGUUCUUUUGGAACUUAUCACUGGGCUACCACCAAUACUUCCAGGUACUGAAAAUGUACACCUAGUUCAAUGGAUGCUCCAAGGACUUGACAGAGGAAACAUUGAGGAUAUUGUAGAUCCCAGACUGGAAGGGGAGUAUGACAUAAAUAGUGUCUGGAAGUGCAUUGAUAUUGCACUGAAAUGCACAGCACAUAGGUCCCAACAACGACCAAACAUGACAGAAGUUGUGAUGCAGCUGAAAGAGAGCUUAGAACUAGAGAACUCUCAUUAUAACACUGCGAACACAGUCACACGCAGAGAGAAUCCAUACUCAGAAGUAAGCAAUGUGAGCUUGAACAGUGCUCCUGAGAUAGGAGUGUUUAGAAUGACUGAGAUUUCUGGACCAACGGCAAGAUAAACAAGGGUUUGCUUGACUUUUCCCCAUGGUUGUUAAUUAGUUCAAAAAUGUCAUUUACUUCAAAUUCAUUCUUAUGUAGCAUUUUACAUGUUAUUACUUGUGUGAAGGAAAAUAGUAUUUUCUGGAGUCUAGAUGUUACUUUUAUUUUCUAUGGCAAAAACUAUUGUAUGUUGUUCCAUUUCAUCUUGGAACAAACAUCUUGUAUUUGACAAUGUCAUAUCUUUGCUAAAAAAAAUUCUGUAUUUUCUUCCUCGUUAA